CGAAAAAUAAAAUUUAAAUUUAAUUUUUUUGUUGUUGUUGAGGGGAAUUAAAAGGACGAGACCGGUCAUAGGUGCGGCCUAGUUUUGUUUCUUAAAAUUAAAUAAAAAUCAAAGACUAAGCCGAAAGAUGGAACAGAAUCUCUCGGAGAAAAAACCAGCCAUCGCCCAGACUGCAGACUUCGAUGUAAUGGGUGCCUUAGACUGGAAAGACGGCGUUGCCACCUUGCCGGGUAGCAACAUACAAUUUCGUUUAAGUGAGUUUGGAACGCUGGAGAUCAUUACUGAAGCUGAAGCAAAAGCUGCAAAAAGUCUCUCUGCCACAGCUGUAAACACCAGUUCAGCCAUCCUUAAUGCAGCUACCUCUUCUACUUCCAGCGCCGUAACUGCUUGCAAUCCUAACGCACCCACAAAAAAUAUUCCCAGAUCUGAGUUCCAGACCUGUGAAAAUCUCAAACGUUCUGGGCAAAUGGAUGGCUUUGAGAAUUCUCGUUCUUGCCCUCAAGAGCAUAAAGACAGAGUUUCUAAGUGCUCCCCAGCUGAAUACGGAAAUCGGACAAGUAGCAGCCAGGUUUACGAAACUGAGAGACCCUCCAAGCGUCUCCGAAGGAAGAGGAAGUUGCUUUUGGAUUCUGAAGAUGAGGAAGAGAAUGCAGAUGAUGAUGAGGAAAAGAAUAAACUGAAUUUGACAAACCGUAGAAACUCUAAACCAAUUAAACAAGUUAUUCCUGGCAAAAAGUAUGUGUGGAACUGGAUUUCCUACUUAGAAGAAGAACGGAUGAUGGCUGCUCCACUUAAACUAUUCAAAGAGUCGCAGUCCUUUCCACAAAACAAAAAUGGAUUUAAAGUUGGAAUGAAGUUAGAGGGCCUGGAUCCUGAGCAUCCAUCUUUAUUUUGUGUCCUUUCUGUUGCUGAGGUGCAAGGGUACAGGAUGCGAUUGCAUUUCGAUGGUUAUUCUGAAUGCUAUGACUUCUGGGUUAAUGCUGAUUCUUCGGAGAUCCACCCUGUAGGCUGGUGUGAAAAGACAGGCCACAAACUGCUUCCUCCUAAAGGUUACAAGGAAGGAGAAUUUAAUUGGGCUUCAUAUUUGAAGAAUUGCAAAGCUCAGGCUGCCCCCAAAACUCUUUUCAAGGCAUUCAGCACACCAAUCACGCCUUCUGGUUUUCGAGUGGGAAUGAAAUUAGAAGCAGUAGAUAAAAAGAAUCCUUCCUUAAUGUGUGUAGCGACCAUUGCAGACAUGUUGGAUAAUCGGCUGCUAAUUCACUUUGACAACUGGAACGAAAGCUAUGAUUAUUGGUGUGAUGCUAGUAGCCCAUAUAUUCGUCCCAUUGGUUAUUGCCAAGAAACUGGAACUCCAUUAACCACACCAGCUGAAUAUAAAGAUUUCAAAAGCUUCUCAUGGGAGAGAUAUUUGGAGGAAACUGGUUCACAGGCAGCUCCAGCAAGAGCAUUUAAACUGCGCCCAGCCCAUGGUUUCCAGAUUAACAUGAAACUAGAGGCUGUAGACAAGAGAAAUCCCAUGCUGAUCAGAGUGGCGACAAUAACUGAUAAGGAUGACUAUCGUCUCAAGAUACACUUUGAUGGUUGGGACCCCAUCUUUGAUUUCUGGGUUGAUGCUGACAGUCCAGACAUUCACCCCAUGGGCUGGUGCGCAAAAACUGGGCACGCCUUGCAGCUCCCGCUAGGGACUGUGGAUGCCUCAGCAGCAGCAGGACAGGGAUGCCCUACUCCUGGUUGUCAGGGGAUGGGUCACAUCAGGGGACCCAGAUAUGGAACACAUUACACGUUGGUUGGCUGCCCUUAUUCAGAAAUCAAUCGGAACAGAGACGGUUCCUUACAGGAUCGCCUAGGUGGAGAGAGACCUUCACCAAAUAGCAGUAUUCAGAAAGCCAAGAAGCCUGAAAAUUCCGCACCGCUUUCUGACCUACGGGAGGAUUCUCCAGAGUCCAGAAAGUCUUCUACGCAAGAUGGAGAGAGAUCAGGGAGAAGCAGUGUCCACAGUCUAUCGGAACAGUCUGAGACCAGCCAAGAGAAGGACUGGACAGAAGCAGAAUCACCUGCUAUCACCAAAAUCAAAUCAAAAAGGAUUGGUUGCUCACAUGGUUAUAUAAAGCUCCAGCUAAUGAAGCAGGACGCUGAUGGAAGAGACACAGCGUUUGCUCUGCAGCAGGCCCUCCACCAAUCUGUCUUCAUGCCUUCCCUUUCCACAAACCCUACCCACCGCCUCCAUCUCUGCUGGGAGCAACACUGCAAACUGCUGCCGGAGGUCUCAGGCCUCACUGCCAAGAACGUGGCCAAAUGGAGCGUGGAAGAGGUGGCUGGCUUCAUCCAGCGUUUACCCGGUUGUAAGGACCAGGCUGCAUUAUUCCGACAAGAGCAAAUUGAUGGUGAAGCCUUCCUUCUCCUAAACCAGUCAGACAUUGUUAAGAUCCUGAGCAUCAAGCUGGGGCCUGCACUGAAAAUAUACAAUGCCAUCCUCAUGUUCAAGACGGCAGAAGAAGCUUGAGUCAGCUCCUCUUGCAGAAGCAGAAAGCCAGCACCCGCCCCCCUCCUUCCUUACCGAAUCUGAAUAGGCUGGGACCUUGGAAAGGCAACGUGGCCUUACUUAGAUUUCAGACUGACUUGGGUAGAAUCUGCUGAAAGGAUCCUGAAGAAGAGGGAAUCCCUUCUGCCACUUGGCAUGAAUGCAGUGGCUUCCCUUCUAGGAAGAGAUUAUUAAUUUUUUUUCUAAUUGAACUUUGGAUAUGGUUAUAUUGAUCUUUUGUGAAGAUCUUGAAGACGCCUCCAGUUAUAAGAGGAAUCCCAGGUAUUGCUAUUGGUGGGGAGCCAAUCUCGAUCAAGCAAACUGAUUUUCCUGUUGACAGUGCCUAAAAGAGUGUCCAAGCUGUGUGUGGAGUAUUUGAUGUCUUCUGUGUGCACAGAGCUUUGAGAGUGGGGUUUUUAGUAGAACGAGAGGAAGUGGGGAGAGUCUUCAAAGCAGUGUAGUUUGUUUCCUAGUACUGGGAAAUUAAGACAUCUCUAUUCUUUCCAGGCUAAUUUGAAAUCCCUUUUCAGCUAUCCAAAUACCUGCAUUUAAUUUUUUUUAAGUCCCUCAGUGUUGGCUGGGGGAGGAAUGGGGGUCCAUGUGAAGUCCAUCUCUAUGUAUGGUGAUUGUGCAGUUUAUCAUAUUGAGCUGCAAGUUGUUUAAAUGCACAGUUAAUAAAGGCUACUGGAGAGGGCUGUGACAGAAGGCAGGCCAGUCAUUUGAUUAUGGAGUUCUUUUUGAAUGAACUGUAUAGAACGUAUUGGGGAGCACUGAAAAAAACAAGGGUGCUGUUUUAAAAAAAUGUUCCUGUGAUGCAUUCUCUCUGUCUCUGUCUUUCUUGUUUGUUGCCAAGAAAUUUUACUUUGAAAAUCUAGUGGCUUUUAGAAGC
Molecule: messenger RNA, 3410 nt
Organism: Eublepharis macularius
Lineage: Eukaryota; Metazoa; Chordata; Lepidosauria; Squamata; Eublepharidae
Product: lethal(3)malignant brain tumor-like protein 4
Exons: 22
Coding region: 128-2503 (791 amino acids)
Biological process (GO): regulation of DNA-templated transcription
Cellular component (GO): nucleus
Molecular function (GO): protein binding; zinc ion binding
Source: RefSeq, a predicted model, not a curated record